Molecule: messenger RNA, 3663 nt
Organism: Coffea arabica (coffee)
Lineage: Eukaryota; Viridiplantae; Streptophyta; Magnoliopsida; Gentianales; Rubiaceae
Source: RefSeq, a predicted model, not a curated record
CAAAGAAAGUCCAAUAGCCUUGGAUUCUUACACAUUGGAAAAAAGAAAGGACAAAGAAUUGAAGAUAGAACCUUACCACAAAAAAAAAAAAAAAAGGCAAUUGAAAAUAGAACCAUUCCAUUUUUCAUUCAACCCACUGGGGGGAAAAAAAAAGGAAAAAGGAAAUAAAAAAGAACCGAUAGAUUUUUAAUCGAGCCCAACGCCCCACCAGUUACCGAACAAGAAUAAAGCGUAAAAAAGUGGCAUUACCUUGCGUAGCAAUAGAACAAGCUUGGUCGCAUCAUUCAUUUGUACUGUCAGAUAAUUAGCCGAUCGAUUUCGGGAAAAGCGAGACUGCCCUGCCCUGAGAGAUUUUCCAAUUAAUCUCUCUAACAGGGCGAUCACUGGGUAAUCGAUGUUUAUGGUGGGAAAAUUGCUGCGAUUCGGAUCAAUUGUGGCUUGGAUUCUUCAUAUGGUUGCAUGCAUGGGGUAUAUAACAGUGGUUGUCUUGGAAGUGCUACUGAGCCAAAACUAGAUUUGACAAUUCAUGACUCUCUUCAACAGCAGAAACCUCUAGCUGAAAUACAUUCAAGAAUAUCAAAAGCUAGCAUAUCUGAGAGUUUCCGGACAAACGGCAACUGUGACAUGGACGUGAGUGCUGUUCAGUCACAGGGAAGUGUAUCAUCAGUUAGUAGUUCAUUGACCAAUUCUCAUGGAGCUGGAAGUUCAAAUGCUUCCUAUGAAUUUGUAAAUCAUGGAAAGUUUAUCUUUGUUCCUUGCAAAAUAAUUUUAUCUUAUGUUGUUUUCUCAUUUACUUGUGCAACAGUGACCAAGCUAUUACAAAUGGUUUUAGUGAAUUUUUAAAUUCUGUUAGUCUGGUGGUAUUUGACUUUUUUCAUAAUCACUAACUUAUGUCUUGGAUGGACUUGAAUUGUGUUUGAAGAGCUUAUCCUCAUCCUUGUUUUCCUUCUUCCUCAUUUUUUUCCCCCUUUUGCAUUGACUUUACAUUGUUUUCCAAACAAAUCUUGGGUUUGAUCGUCUCUUUGCCAGUUUGCAAGUUUUCUAGCUAGAGGCUACUUUAGGUCUUACCUUUGGAGGUCCUUAUUAUAGGUCUUCUUCUUUGGAAUCAAACUAGACGGCAGUGGAUAGGCAGUAGAAAGCCCGAGAAACAGAUGCAGCAGCUGCGUGAGCCCAAGUUAAGGUACAAUCCUUCUAUAUUACGCAGUAUCAUUUAAUGGGUGCAUCACUUUGAGCUAAUGGUUUUUCAUGGAUUUUGGCCUUUUCCCUUUAUGUUAGGAAAAUGCGAAGCAAUGAAAUGUCGUACUUAGAUUUUAACUUGCAAAAGGCAAUACGUAGGUAUUGUUGUGCAGGCAUUUUUGAUUUUGUUUAUUUUGGAAAAAUAAAGCAGUGAAACAUAUUGCAGUUGUCUCAAUCUCGAUUACUUAAAUAUGUUUUCACAUGGUGGGGAAGGAAAUUGAUAUCUCUCUUCCUUUCUGAAGAUUGAUUAUAUGCCUAUUUUUCAACAUUUAUCGUCUAUAAAAGGUGACGCAUAACAAGAAUCUGAAGCUGGUAGGACAUAGAUUGCUGCUAACAUGCUUGACAUCCCUGAUGCAUAGAUUAUCCAUCCUUUAAGGUUAGGAUUACUGGGGUCCUUUUGAUUGGAGAACUUUUAAAUAGUUGUCUUGAAAUCAAAGUCAGAUGUUGAGGCCUGAAUGUUGGUUUCAAUGUCUGGAUAUUCACAGUUGGUUUGAUGCUUUCUCUUAGCUGAACUGAAGGUUGGUCAUUCAUGAGUUUUCUCUUGUAUUUUUCCCAGCACUUUGUGUCUCUGCAUCGCUAAAAAGUUUUGGCUUUGCAGUUGGAAUGCAACCUAUGAUAGUUUGCUUGGAAGCAACAAACCGUUUACCAAGCGUAUUCCUCUUGCCGAAAUGGUAGAUUUUCUUGUGGACGUAUGGGAGCAGGAAGGAAUGUAUGACUGAAUGGGCAAAAGUUGCAGGUCUUGAACAACAUGACCUGCCGUUGAGACGUCGAACUUCUCAGGUGUUUUACGAAGUGUGUUGUAAAUUAACCAUGUAAUCAUUUUGUAUGCGGUAGCCUAUUUACCAAGGCAAAUAUAAAAUAUGUUCUUGUACGUAUGAGGAUCCUGAUCAUGUAGAACUCACAUUGGUGCAAGUCUCUGUAGUGGAAGAAGUCGGUUGGCGCAUAUUAUAGCCAUUUUUGUUAUGCUCCAUCCAUCCUUCGAUUUCAUCAUGGCAUGCCUCACAUUUGAUUUGAAAGCAGUUCCACCAGCGGUGGGGACAUAUUUGCUGACCAUGGGGGUUUAAUAAGACGGUCAAAAUUUUUUUAUUGCGCCCAAACCACGUAGGUAUGGGCUGCGGAGCUUCUGUUUAAAGCGCGUUACAUAUCUCAAUAAUAUCUAAAGAGUAAAGACUCCUAAGGAGGUAGAAAGAGGGCAACUCUCGAUUAACAUACUUUCAAAAUCAAGGUCAUGUAUGCGAGGGAAACUGCAAGAAACUUCUCAUGCUAGAACUCUCGAGUAGGCCUCUGUAGCGUAUCUAACUUGUCUGACGUGUCACUCUCCUAGAAGCUCUUAGAGAUAUCUAAUGAGUAUUCCAGUAAGCUCCGAUUAAAUUCUUCCAUCUUCUUAAAUCCUCCUCGGUGCUGUCAAAACAUAGCGACGUAAGGUAAAAACGGAUAUAAUCUGCAAAAUUGGUCGUUUACAAGCUUAAAAGAAAAAUACUACUAGUAAAACAUCAGAGCUAAUUUAUGGCUUUGGCUCGUUUGGCUUUGAAAAAUUUGCAACAGAGAUGUUCUUUACCAUCAUAUCAGUGUGCCUCCGAAAGAACUGUAAACUCUGUCCAGAAACAGAGAUGGGGUUCUGAACUUCUUAGAAGGAUAUCAUCAGCCGCCGGCAAGGAGGACUCUGCUGGCCAGCAGGUGGCUGUUUCCGAGGGUGGCGAGAAAUCGAACAAGCUUUUCCCAAAGAAGAAGCAACGUAGAAGCCUGUGGAAAAAGGAGGACGAUGACUUCCCUCCUCCUCUCUGGGAAUUCUUCCCCUCGGGACUCGGAAAUGCUCUGGUGCAAGCAUCAGAGAACAUCAACAGGCUGCUUGGGAAUCUAUCACCUUCACGACUUCUGGGCAAAUUUAAAGAGCAAGACGAUUUGUACAAGCUGCGGCUUCCAGUGCCGGGGCUUGCCAAGGAGGAUGUAAAGGUGACUGUUGAUGAUGGAGUUCUGACAAUAAAGGGAGAGCGCAAGGAAGAGGAAGAAGGGACUGAUGAUGAUGAUGAUGAUCACUGGGCAAGCUUCUAUGGUUACUAUAAUACCAGUGUUUUACUGCCUGAUGAUGCAAAAGUUGAUGAAAUUAGAGCAGAGAUGAAAGAUGGGGUUCUUACGGUUAUCAUUCCGAGGACUGAGAGGCCUAAGAAAGACGUAAAAGAAAUCUCAGUGCACUGAGAUUAGGUGUUUUGAGUUCAACGGAUUGGGCGAGGGAGAAAGAUAUACUACUACUAUAUUAUUAGUAUUAUUUUUGCUUGCUUCUCAAAAACUUGAGGUUGGUUGGUUUGUUUGUUUGAGUGUUGACUCUUGAGAAAUAAUUUCUGCUGCCACUUUCCUUUAUGAACUUGAAGAGGUUUCGAGUCUCUCUGUAAAUUUAUAUGUGAGUAAUAAAAUGACCUUGUUUUGGUA